GGAAGUAGGAGGUGUCCGGCGGAGUUUGUGUGGCGGCCGCCGCGGGAACGGGGAGCGCGGUAGUUUUCUCUUUAUUUGUUUUGUUUUGUUGAAGGGAGAAAAGGCGGCUUCGCGGGGCUCGGCGGAGCAGGGGCGAGCGGCUUUGGCGGCCCUCUCCCGGGCGGUGAGAGGCAGCAUGGAGGACGAGCGGGGCCGGCCCCGCGGCGGCGGCGGCGGCGGCGGCGACGCGGCUCAGCAGAAGACGCGGCGGCCCGAGUGUGAGGAGCCGCGGCCGCUGAGCGUGGAGAAAAAGCAGCGAUGUAGACUUGAUGGCAAAGAAACAGUUGGAUGUAAGAUCAUUACCUCCAAUGGAAGUGACUUCAGUGACCCAGUUUACAAAGAGAUUGCAAUGACAAAUGGUUGUAUUAACAGAAUGAGUAAGGAGGAACUCAAAGCCAAACUCUCAGAAUUUAAACUUGAAACAAGAGGAGUCAAGGAUGUCCUAAAGAAGAGAUUGAAAAACUAUUACAAGAAGCAGAAGUUGAUGUUGAAAGAAAGCAAUUCUGUGGACAGUUACUAUGACUACAUUUGUAUUAUUGACUUUGAGGCUACUUGUGAAGAGGGAAACCCAGCUGAUUUUCUGCAUGAAAUCAUUGAGUUUCCUGUUGUUCUGUUGAAUAUACACACCUUAGAAAUAGAAGAUACGUUCCAGCAGUACGUGAGGCCAGAGGUUAACUCACAUCUUUCAGAUUUCUGCAUCAAUCUUACUGGAAUUACUCAGGAUCAGGUAGACAGAGCCGAUGCUUUCCCUCAGGUCCUGAAGAAAGUAAUUGAGUGGAUGAAGUCAAAGGAAUUGGGCACUAAGUACAAGUACUGCAUAUUAACAGAUGGUUCCUGGGAUAUGAGUAAGUUCUUGAACAUCCAGUGCCAGCUCAGCAGGCUCAAAUACCCUCCCUUUGCUAAAAAGUGGAUCAAUAUUCGAAAGUCAUAUGGAAACUUUUAUAAGGUUCCUAGAAGCCAAACCAAACUGACAAUAAUGCUGGAAAAAUUAGGAAUGGAUUAUGAUGGGCGGCCUCACAGUGGUCUUGAUGACUCUAAGAAUAUUGCUAGAAUAGCAGUUCGGAUGCUUCAGGAUGGAUGUGAACUUCGAAUCAAUGAAAAGAUGCACGGAGGACAGUUGAUGAGUGUGUCCUCUUCCUUACCAGUAGAGGGCGCUCCAGCUCCACAGAUGCCGCACAGCAGAAAGUAGCUGCGCGUUUGCCUGGAUCUGUUUCUACAAAUGAAGAGGUAGCCGAGGAAUGCAUCAGCUCUAGUGCAACCUUCAUGCACAUUAAACAUUUGAAACUGUACUACAAUUACAGAUAGAUGGGUGUGUAUGCAAACAUUGUGUGGGAGGACACACUGGCUUCUCUGUCACCAGCACUUUUGAUAGGAGCAGUGUUUGUCACACAGUAACCAUUCCUGCUUAGAACUGAACUUUAUAAUAUAAGGUGUCCAAAAUGUGUUCCUUUGGUUUUAAAAUGCCAGGUUUUAUUGGUUCACUCCUUGAAUGUCGUGUCUUCCUAAUGUUGAAAUUUGAAAUGAAUUUCUACAUUAACACUAUUAAAUAUGUUUUGGGAAGUGUGGAAAGGAUUGAAAAGUAGUGUUUAUGUUCCCAUUGGGUUUUACGUACAUCAUAGUCCUUUUCAUUUUUGAAGUUUGUAGGUGAAGUUCAUCUGCAGUCCUCUUCUCAGUAUCAUUGAGGGAUUUCUUCUAGGAAUGCCAUGUGGGUACCAGAUUCUACAGAUGUUCACGUUCUGUACCUCCAGUAGCAUAAUGUUUGUAUAUAAGCUACACAUGUUCUCCUGUAUAUUUUAACGAUCUCUAGAUAGCAUACUUAUUAAACUAUGAAGAUAGUUGUACUGUUUAGGGUGAAUGACAAGAACAAAAGUAUACAAGUUGGUGCACACACAACCACAGUAGGCCUUACCACAUAGCACACCAAGAGGUUGCUCAGCCAGCACCAGCUGGAAACAAACGAGGUCUGAGGUGAUGGGGGCGACAGCACUUGUCCUGUGCGUUACACAUCAGGUCCCCUCAGCUUAGUGCUUGCUGGGCAGCAAAUUUAGGUAGUUCUUUCUGGAACAUUGCAUGUAUUCAGGACAGGUAAUUGCUUCCAAAGGUGUCUCCCACUAAGCUUAACUACCUGAGUUUGAUCCUAGGAGCCACACGGUGGACUGAGAAUCAAUUCAAGGAUGUCCUCUGACCCUCUACUUGCCCACUGUUAGAACUGAGCCCACACAUAUACACACAUGUACUUCCUAAACAAGUAAGCAAAAUGUAAUAAAGUACUGGGGCACAUCUGCCAGUUUCAUCUCAUAACUGGAAACCUUGUCAUAGAUUACAGGGUCUAGUUAAAAAUCUAGUUAUUAUGUCAGGCAGUGGUGGCGCACGCCUUUAAUCCCAGCACUCGGGAGGCAGAGGCAGGCAGAUCUCUGUGAGUUCAAGGCCAGCCUGGGCUACAGAGUGAGUUCCAGGAAAGGCGCAAAGCUACACAGAGAAACCCUGUCUCGAAAAAAAAAAAAAAAAAGUCCUAGUUAUUGACUAAUGAAAAAUUAGAAGAACCAGCCUGGUGGCAUGCACAUGUAAUUCCAAUGCUCAGAAGUUAAGACAGAGAUGAAUCUGAGGCCACCCUGGAUCACAUACGUGAACCCGACUCCAAAAAGUGUCAGUAAAAAAUAGAAGUGAAAUUUUAAGAGCUUAUAAGAUACAAAUCAAUGGGAAUGUUUAGAGAUUUGUACAUUAGCUUCUCUCUCCAUUGUGAAUGUGUAUUUGCCCCACUUUGAGAUUGACUUACAGCUCAUGAUGAGCAUUGACAUUUGUGUUCAGUACUUGGGGUUAAAUGUUCUGUGCCAUAGUUAGUAAAAGUACCUGGCUUGUCUUAGUGAGAGACCAGUAUAUACUGGAAAAUAAUUCCUAUUUCUAAAAUCAAAAUGUGCUUUGGAGAUAAUGUAAAAUUCUAUCUAGAGGCUGAAAGUGAACUUUUAGAAUUAAACCCCUCUCAAGUUUUUCAUGAACCAAUUUCACUGACAUUGCUUUUUGUUUGUUUUUAACCCUUAAUAGUAACUGUGAGGCCACAUUAUUUCUGUGGUUAAUACAAUCAAUAGAUUUAUUUCAUCAUGUUUUUUAACUGCAUAAGAGAAAGGGCAGUAGAUGUGCUUGGUAGCAUGAGAAUUCCCUCCACAGACUUGUGGGUUUCUUGAGCCAGUAAGCUUCUGUCUUGAAGGAGAAGAAUGGAAAAUAGCACAUCAUUGUGACAGGUACCAGGAGGCCCGCUUGCUUACUCUUCCUUCAGGUGAUUUUCCCACAUAAGCCAUGUUGACAUAAGCAGGCCCAUGCCCUAGAAAAAGAAUUGCUUGUCACCUGAUUGCAUAGUUGCUCCCAAAUAGCUGAAACUACAAUUGGAAAAUUGGAGAAUGGCAGGAAAUACUAAUACCUUCCUGGGUUUUUUAAUUUUUGUUUUUUAAAUCAGCCUGUUUAAAUUUCUUCCUGACAAGUAAUCAAGUACUUAACCUUUUACUUUGUUGUUGUUGUUAAGAAUUCCGACAAUACAAGUUUUUAAAUUCCUUUGGCUCUGCUAAGUGUUGCCGUCUUUACUCAGGUUUUGAGUCUUUGCCAACCUCCUCUGAUUUGAUUUGGCUUCUGCAGUGAUGGUGUGUCUCGAAGGUAUAGAAUCAGGCCAUUCUUGGGAGGAAAACGUUGAGGAAUGACUGCCGUUGUGUGUAAAGAUAUUUGUACUGUUUGACUGUUGUUACUGCUAGAACGUGUUACACGGAUAGUAAUAGUUAUUAAUAGUUACUUACAGCCUUUGCGCUCUCCUUCGUCAUCAGUAGCCACGUAAUUUACUUGCUUUCCUUUUCCUUGCUUGGACACAUUGGGAUGUUGUUUGCCUGUGUUAUUUCCAAAUCCACACCAACUGGUAUAUAUACUCAGCUAUAUUUUGUCAGAUUUUUGUCUCAUGUUUGUAUUAAAUACUGACAUGGACUCUGAAAAUAUUUAUUUUCUUUCUCUCCACUUUUCCCUCCUUUGACUGGAUCAAACAAAAGAAUGAAGAAGUAUUUUUUUUCUUUUUAAACAUUUGUUUUUGUGUGUGCAUGUGCCUGGGUAAGUUUAGGUGCACCAUGUGCCCAUAGAUUCCUGUGGAGGCCCGAGGAUGUCAGAUGCCGCCUUGGAACUGGAGUUAGAGGUGGUUGGGAGUCACCUAAUGUAGGUGCUGGGAACCUGAAUCCACACUUCUGCAAGAGCAGUAAUCACUCAGCCUUGGAGCCAUCUCCUGCCUAAAAGAAAUGCCUUUCAGAUUUCUUUUUUCUUUCCUCUUUUGUUCUUUUCCUUUAGAGACUUGCUUGUCCUGCUAUAGCAAUAGUUCUUCAACUGGGUUAGCUUAAAAGACCUUGGGAGUUGCUAACAUGUUAGUAAAGAAAGAUACUGUCACUAAGGUGAAAUAUCAUUAGUCCAUCUUCCUGAAUGUUACCUUACAAAAUAUUAAUUUGGAGGGAAGGAAAGGUGGAUAGUAAGAUUUCUAGAGAAGGAGGGAUCAUGAGUGGUCUGAAGAAGCAGCACCAGAGGGUCACCACCUCAGAAGCAAACUGGCUGUGUCUUUUGUGAAGGGUGUGCCGUUUGAAGGGCAGACUUUGGGAGUUGCUGCUGUGGAGAAGGCUAGUUCCGUGGUGAAGGCCUAUGGACUCGUUUUUUUCCCAGCCAUGCGUGUUGAGAUGCUUUCAUGCAGAGCUGAUUCCAGUGUUGAUACCAGUGGUCCCAGUCAGCGUCUUCUUGUCCUUAGUGCUGACCUGCAUUCCAGACAACAUCCAGCUCACUCUAGAGCAAGGGAUCAGUAAACUGUAACCACGGGCCGGAUCUGAUGGCCAAGUGGCAGAUCAGAAUCAAAAGAGCACUUGUGUGUAUGGGCAUUUGCUUUUGACAGGUGUCUCUGAGUUGUCUAGACUGGCUUCAAAUUCUUCAGUGCUGGAAUUACAGGUAAGUGCUACCAUGCCUGUGAUGAAGGGUGACCGGUAGCAUGGGAAAUAAAAUUUUGGUAGUGUAAAUAAAGCUUUGUGAGUAGCUCCCAAUCCCAAUUAUUUGCCUGCAUUCUAUGUUUUUGUACCUCAGCAGCUCAGAUGAGUAUUCACCAGAAACCUGGCCAGUGAGCUGCUUAGUCCUCUAUAGACGUUUGUUGAUCUCUUCCUGAUUAAAAGCCUUAUUAAGCUCCCUCAGUAGAUGAAAAACUGAUAGUAUGAGAGUCCUAUGUAAUCAGAAGUUUUCCCAUGUUCCACCUGGUCUGCAGCAGCCCGGUCCCACAGCUGCUCGGUCCCAAGCAAACACACAGAGGCUUAUAUUAAUUACACACUGUGUGGCCUAUGGCUCAGGCUUCUUGCUAGCUAGCUCUUUCAUCUUAAAUUAACCCAUUUUUAUUAAUCUAUAUGUUGCCAUGUGGCCAUGAUGUUACUGGUCUGAGGACAUCUUGUUGCUCCUUGGACAACAGGCUGGUGUCUCCUCUGACCCCACCUUUCUUCUCUCUCUAUCCCUCUUGGAUUUCCUACCUGGCUCCAUUCUACCCUGCCAUAGGCCAGUGCAGCUUUCUUUGUUAACCAAUGGGAGCAACAUAUAUUCACAGCAUACAGAAAGACAUCCCACAGCAGUCCUAGAGCAGAUGUUACAGUCCAGUCUCAAAAAACCAAAAAAAAAAAAAAAAAAAAAAAAAAAAAGGAAGUGUCCUUAACUGCUGACCCAUGUCUCCAGCCUGGAUGUAUUUCUUUUUAAACCUUUUCUUUUUUCAGUCUGGUUCAUUGAAGCCGUAGUUGAAGAGCCUUUGGAUUCAGAGAACCAAGUCAUUUCUGUGGAUUGUGUGUCAAGGCCUGGGUAAAAGAAUGGGAGUUCUGAGACUUACAUACAGUCCAAUUUCACACCUCCUAGGGAGUGUUCUCGAGGUCUGUCAAUUUGGGGUUUGCUUUGGUUUUUGUUGAGUGAAUACUGACCAUUCUGGAUUCAUGUAAUAUGAUCGAUGACAAUUUUAGACACAAGUCCUUUCCAGUUUGAUCAAGAGGACAAAAUAACUGCUAAGCUUGCUAUGUGACUUUUCCCUCCAUAGCAGAGGGCUGCUGUUGCUUGCUGCCUCGCUACUCCUUGAGUUUAUUUUCUUUAUUGACUUCUCUUUGCCAUUGGAACCACUUAGUCCUGAAACGCUCAGGACUCUUGGUCCUUUCUCCCCUGCUCUGCUUCACAUCCUUGACCUAUCACAUCCUCAACCAUUGAUAAAUUUAACUGACCAUUGUCUCACUAUCUUCGUCCAUUUUUGUGAUCUUGACACUCAAUACCACACACUGGGCUGCUGUGGGAUAUCUUUCUGUAUGCUGUGAAUAUGUGUGGCUCUGACUGGUUGAUAAAUAAAGCUACAUUGGCCUAUGGCAAGACAGCUUAGAGGCAGGUGGGAAAUCCAGGCAGAAAGGCAGAGAGGAGGAGACACCAGCCUGCCACCCAAGGAACAGCAUGCCAGCAGACUGGUAAGCCAUGGAACACGUGGCAAAACAUAGAUUAAUAGAAAUGAGUUAAUUUAAGUUAUAAGAGCUAGCUAGCAAGAAACCUGCCAUAGGCCAUGCAAUUAGUAAUUAAUAUUGAGCCUCUGAAUGAGUAUUUUAUAAGCGGCUGAGGGACUGUGCAGCCAGGCAGUACUGGAGAAACCUUUUGGCUAUACUGGGUCUUUAUAAAGAACAAGUUGCUUUCUUGCUGUUUUGGAGGUUGGGAUGGUCAAUGCCUAGGUGGUACUUUUGGUAAGGACCUUCUUGCCGUGUCAGCAUGAUGUAGAGAGAAUGGUGGGAAGAAAAUGUAAGAGUACACCAGCUUUGAUCACUGUGCCCAUAAAGCUAUCUCUCAAAAGCUCUACCUCUCAAUACCAUCAACAUAGGAAUUUGAGGGGUUUCUAAGACUUUAGGCUAUGCAUUCAAAACAUAGUGCUGUGUUCUAGUUUAACUUCUUUCUCUGUUGCUGUGAUAAAUAGUAUGGCCAAAAUCAGUUUGAGGGUGGAGGACUUAUUUUACCCAACAAGUGAGAAGUCAGGGCAGGAGCUCAAGCAGGUGCAGGAAGUGUGAGGAAAGCCUCAUAGUGGUAGCACCGCCCACACUUCCUGUCAGUUACCAAUCAAGGAAAUGCCUCAGGUAGCAGCAGCACUCACAGUGGCUAUGCCCUCCUCUAUUAAUUACCAAUCAAGGAAAAGCCUCAGAUAGGCCCACAGGCCUGACUGAUUCAGGUAACUGGGCUGUGUCAAGCUGAGGCUUAACCAGGAGACACUGUCUGUUCCUCUCUGUUCCCGCAAAAAUCUUUCUAAAACCAUGCUUUGUACUUGUAUCACAGAAGCCUGUUUUUCUCAUUAAAGUCAAGUCUCCCAGCAUUUAGACUCUCCAGUCUGAGUUCCUUACAUUCUCCAGUUUUGAUGGUGGCCAUCUGCCCCAAGCCAGUCACCAUCCCUGCCUUACGUGUGUCACGUGACACUCCUUUUGUCUCCAGAAAGUAGGCCAUCAAGCUUGGGCUCUUGCUUAUGAUUCUUAAGAACCAUCUUUGAUCCCAGCCUACUCUAACUUUGAUGAUGUCUUCUGAUGUGUUUUCUGUGCCCACUGGGCCCUUGAUUGAUGCCGCGGAGGUUCAUAUUCACUAUUUCAUCUUCAUAGGUUCUUACAUAUUGUGUCCUCAGACUCUAACAUACAAUGUAUAAUUGAAAAUAGGCAUGGUGAAAUAUAUUCCUUAAUGUCUGUACCUCUUCCUGAACUGGAGAAGGUGAAUGACUUAAAUCCAGACUACUCUGAAGAAAGAGUAGCUGCCUGGAUAGAGAGUCACCACCAGAGCUUUCCAUUUUUGUGUUCCUGUGAACCCUGAAUCUGAGUCAGAAAUAUUUAAUCCCUAUCAAUACUCGUCUUUCCCUCUAGGUGCCAGAAAAAGCAAACAGAUAAUAAAUUCAUUCCUAUUCUGUCUCUGUAUUGCUGAUUUUAAACCCUCUCCGAGUAUCUUUGACCUUGAAAAGGUCAUUCAUUGCUUCCCUUCUGUUUUAGAACAAUAAUUCUUCAACUUGUUUGGUUUUCAUGAAUACUUUUUUAAAAAGUUUUUUAAAAGAAACUAUUCCAUUGCACUUGGUUUUUGUUUGGUUUUUGAGGCAGGGUCUCAUGAUGCAGCCCAGGCUGGCCUGGAACUUGCUGUGUGGAUUAGAUUGGCCGUGAACUCUCCGGAGACCCACCUGCCUCAGUCUCUUGAGAUGGGGAUUAAAGGUGUGAGCUGCCACACCUUGGCUCCAUUGCACAAUAAAGCACAUUAAAUUUCCCAGGUUUAAUGUUGUCAGUAGAUAGGAUAUUCACCUUAGCAUAAAUAUUCACAUGUUACAAUAGGCAUCAUUCUUUAUGCUGAUGGACUCUAAAUGCUAUAGAAAUUAAUUCUAUCCAUAUAGAAAAUGCAUAGGGAGGGGCUGGUGAAAUAGCCCAGUGGUAAAGAGUUCAAUACCAACAACCAUGAUGAGUGACCCAUAGCUGCCUGUAACUCCAGCUCUAAGGAAUCUGACGCCCUCUUCAGGCCUUCAUGGCAACUGUAUUCACAUGCACAGGGAUACACACAAUUUAUAAAAAACAACCUGGAAAAUGAAUAAAAACUUUUAAAGUAUGUCUUUU
Messenger RNA from Peromyscus californicus insignis, 8660 nucleotides. RefSeq names its product exoribonuclease 1 (gene Eri1). NCBI's taxonomy places the organism in Eukaryota, Metazoa, Chordata, Mammalia, Rodentia, Cricetidae. The record is from RefSeq and is a predicted model, not a curated record. The transcript has 7 exons. Gene Ontology annotation, cellular component: nucleolus; cytoplasm. Gene Ontology annotation, molecular function: nucleic acid binding; 3'-5'-RNA exonuclease activity. The coding region runs from base 176 to 1228 and encodes 350 amino acids. Gene Ontology annotation, biological process: exonucleolytic trimming to generate mature 3'-end of 5.8S rRNA from tricistronic rRNA transcript (SSU-rRNA, 5.8S rRNA, LSU-rRNA).